This is a messenger RNA of Trichogramma pretiosum, 1985 nucleotides long. Its product is annotated as transcription initiation factor IIB-like. Gene Ontology annotation, cellular component: nucleus; transcription preinitiation complex. The transcript is spliced from 2 exons. The coding region runs from base 152 to 1114 and encodes 320 amino acids. Gene Ontology annotation, molecular function: TBP-class protein binding; RNA polymerase II general transcription initiation factor activity. The record is from RefSeq and is a predicted model, not a curated record. Lineage: Eukaryota; Metazoa; Arthropoda; Insecta; Hymenoptera; Trichogrammatidae. Gene Ontology annotation, biological process: transcription initiation at RNA polymerase II promoter; transcription preinitiation complex assembly.
AGGCUGAGACCACUGGUAUCCAAGUCAGUCUGCGUCGAUCGUACAGAGAGUGUGCACGACACUUGACAGUUGAUCUUACUAAAAAUCUGUGGCAUAAUCUCCGUUUUCAAGUAGCCAUCCGCUGGUAUUGUACCAGACACAAGUUAAAAAGAUGGCAAACCCAAACAAUCCAUUUCAACCAAAACACAAACCACCUACAGUUUCAUGCUACGCUCAUCCAUAUGCACCUCUGAUAGAAGAUUACCGAGCAGGAGAUCAGAUAUGCUCAGACUGUGGAUUAGUUGUUGGUGAUCGAGUAAUUGAUGUAGGUUCUGAAUGGAGAACUUUCAGUAAUGAAAAGAGCGGAAUCGACCCAUCCCGUGUAGGAGGUCCUGAAAAUCCAUUAUUAAAUGGCGCUGAUUUAUCGACCAUAAUUGGUCCUGCCACAGGAGCUGCAUCCUUUGAUGCCCUUGGAGUUGCGAAGUAUCAGAACCGUAGAACUAUAAGUUCUUCUGAUAGAACAUUGUUAGCCGCUGUUCGUGAAAUUAAUGCAAUGGCUGAUCGCAUUAAUCUUCCAAAAACAAUUAUUGACAGAGCCAAUAAUCUGUUCAAGAAAAUUCAUGACAGCAAAGUAUUAAAGGGCAGAGCUAAUGAUGCAAUUUCCUCGGCUUGUUUGUAUAUUGCUUGUAGACAAGAAGGAGUACCUCGCACAUUCAAAGAAAUUUGUGCAGUAAGUAAAAUAAGUAAAAAAGAAAUUGGGCGAUGCUUCAAACUCAUUCUGAAUACACUUGAAACCAAAGUUGAAGUUAUUACAACUGGAGAUUUUAUGUCAAGAUUUUGUGCAAAUUUGGGAUUGCCCAAUACUGUACAGCGUGCUGCAACUAUGAUUGCCAGGCAGGCCACAGAAAGAGAUUAUGUUCCUGGACGAUCACCCAUAUCUGUGACAGCUGCAGCAAUAUAUAUGGCCUCUCAGGCAUCUGCAGAUAAAAAGACUUACAAAGAAAUAGGUGAUAUUGCUGGAGUAGCAGACGUAACUAUUAGACAAGCCUAUAAGCUCAUGCUUCCACAUGCAGCUCAAUUGUUCCCACAGGAUUUCAAAUUUGUAACGCCAAUUGAUCAAUUACCACAGGCUUAAAAUUGUUAAGAAGAAAAGAAAAAAGUAUUAUCGUUACUAGAUUUCAUUUAGGUUGUUUUAAUAAUUUGUAGAGAACAGCAUUUUUUGCAUACAAAACCAAUUUGUAAUCACACUCUAUGUACAAAUAACAUUAAAAAAAAUGUUGCAAGUCUUGGAAUAGUGAAAAGAAAAUAUUUUUGAUUCAUUUGUAAUGUAAUAUGAAACUGAUGAAAUCCCAUAUAAUGCUGUGAUUGUAUGACUAUUUUUGUACCAAGUUUCAUAUUAUAAAAAUAAAUAUUUUUAUAAAUUACAAAAUCAAUGAAUAACCUUUGAUAUUUAUCCCAUUUUUCCAUUUUCAAUGUUUUAUAAGCCAUAUUUCCAGUAUCUUUGUAAAAACUCAUCACACAAAUAGUCAUCGGAUCCGAAGAUUAUUUCAAUAUUUGAAUGAAAUUCAACAAAUUCGUCAAAUAUGCAAAGCCAAUGCGCCCAACACAUCGUAGUCUGACAAAUACACUGAACUAUCAAAAAAAGAUGUGAGCAUUGGCCAAGUAUCGCGAGAAAUUAAUUUUUAUUUUCGUGACUCUAAAAUAUUUAUCCAGCACCUAUCAAGUAUAAUUGUUCUUGUUCCGGAUUGUGAAUGAAUCGACGAGGCAAACACCGUUUAAAUUGUAAAUAAUGUAAAUAGUACCGUUAGUUUUAAGUUUUGUUAUUGUAGUAUGUAAGAGUUAUUGUAGUAUAUAAGUCAGUCGUCAAGAGAACGCUCAACUGGUAGUCUCGUGUUCAAAUAUCAAUAAAGUAGUAACGGUUUAUUCUCAACUCAGAGUUUCUUUCGAAAGUCGAUCAAUUUUCCCUUCAUCUCCUCGCAUCAUCUCGAACAUUUUGGUCCUUCGGA